CUCUCCCUCUCUCUCUCUCUCUCUCUCUCUCUCUCUCUCUCUCUGUGUGUGUGUGUGUGUUUGAGUCUCUCUCCCCUUCUCUCUCUCUCGCUCGCCUCUUGUCCGGCCCCCUGAUCUUUCUGUCCAUUGGCUUCUUCGGGUCUAUUUUUCAUGUCCAACCCCUAAUGAGUGUCCAUUGGUUUUGUUAUUUUCACUCCCUCCUCCCACUCCACGGCUUUGCCCUGCCCAUGUUCUGUAUGUCUGUGUCCAUCCAUCUCCUGACGUUCAAGUUCGUAGGGACGUCACGUCCGCACUUGAACUUGCAGCUCAGGGGGGCUUUUGCCAUUUUUUCAUCUCUCUCUCGUUUCAAAAAAGCCAUGACGGCUAUCCCACAAUCCAUCUUCCCUGCGCCAUCUUUGUAUUAUUUCUAAUUUAUUUUGGAUGUCAAAGGCAUUGAUGAAGAUAUUUUCUCUGGAGCCUCCCUUCUAACCCGGCUCUCCCGAUGUGAACCGAGCUGAAAGCCACCACCAACCACCAUGUCUCGCCGCAAGCAAGGCAAACCCCAGCACUUAAGCAAACGGGAUUUUUCGCCCGAGCCCCUGUCAGCCGUGGUCUCGGAGGAGAGGCAGGAACAGCGUGGGCUGGUACAGGUAGCUCCAGAGGGAGACCAGGACCUGCUCACCUGUGGCCAGUGUCAGAUGAACUUUCCUUUGGGAGACAUUCUUAUUUUCAUUGAGCACAAAAGGAAGCAGUGCAAUGGCACUUUGUGCAUGGACAAAGCAGUGGAUAAGCCCCCAUCACCCUCGCACAGUGAGCUAAGGAGAGCCUCCAACCCUGUAGAGGUGGGCGUCCAGGUCACACCAGAGGAUGAUGACUGCUUAUCUACGUCUUCACGAGGAAUCUGUCCCAAACAGGAAAACAUUACAGGUAAAUAUGAGCCCAGCAGCUACACUUGCACAACCUGUAAGCAGCCAUUCAGCAGUGCCUGGUUCCUGCUGCAACACGCCCAGAACACUCAUGGCUUCCGCAUCUACCUUGAGAGUGAGCGCGGAAGCCCUCUCACACCCCGCGUGGGCGCUCCUUCGGGAAUGGGCACAGAUUGCUCCUCUCAGCCUCCCCUGCAUGGCAUCCAUCUCUCAGAGGGAAGCCCCUUCAAUCUUCUGCGGAUACCCAACUCCGGACGUGAUGGACCCCCUCUCCGGGAGGGUCGGUUUCCCCCAACGCCACCUCUCUUUAGCCCUCCAUCUCGCCAUCAUUUGGAUCCCCAUCGCAUGGAGCACCUGAGCCAGGAGGAGCUGGUCUUGGCCACCCAUCACCCUAGUGCCUUCGACAGGGUGCUGCGCCUCAAUCCCUUACCCCUGGAUCCCCCAGCUAUGGACUUCUCUCGUAGGCUGAGGGAGCUGGCUGGUAACACCUCAGGGUCAACUCCUCCCCUUUCACCCAACCGGCCCAGCCCUAUGCAACGGCUACUUCAACCAUUCCAGUCGGGAACAAAGCCGCCCUUUCUGUCCACCCCUCCCCUACCUUCCAUGCAGUCCCCCUCUGGCUCCCAGUCCACCCCGACCCCUCUUACCCAGCAGCCCAACACGCCUAUGAAGACCAAGUCUUGUGAGUUCUGUGGGAAGACCUUCAAGUUCCAGAGUAAUCUUAUUGUACAUCGCCGCAGCCACACGGGCGAGAAACCCUACAAGUGCCACCUGUGUGACCAUGCCUGUACCCAGGCCAGCAAGCUUAAGCGCCACAUGAAGACACACAUGAACAAGUCUUCGCCCAUGACAGUCAAAUCAGAUGAUGGUCUGUCUACAGCCAGCUCCCCUGAACCAGGAACCAGCGACCUAGUGGGUAGUGCUAGUAAUGCCCUCAAGUCUGUGGUAGCCAAAUUCAAGACUGAAAAUGACCGUCUGAUUCCGGAGAAUGGAGAAGAAGAGGAGGAAGAGGAGGAGGAAGAGGAGGAAGAGGAGGAAGAGGAAGAGGAGGAAGGAGAGGAGGAGGAGCUAGAGAGAGAAGGAGGUCAAAAUAACUACCACUUCAGCCUCAAUCUUGAGGCUGCACGGCACCACGAGAACAAUGGUGGGCGUCUGGGCACCGGUGAGGAUAGUAUCCCACGCUCACUACCUGAGAUUAUGCAGGGCAUGGGCCUGGCUGCCAGCAUGCAGCACUACAGCGAGGCUUUCCGGCAACACAAGCGAGGAGCCCUAAACUCUGAUAAUGAUGCACACCGAGACAUGUGUGAUGAUGACUCAGCCCUGGAAUCAGACAGAGUGGAUGAGGGCUGUGGCUCAGCUAUCAAUGGUCGUGGCUCGUCCCCAAGCGAGUCAGCCUCCGUAGGUUUGUCCAAGAAGCUACUACUGGGCAGCCCCAGCUCACUUAGUCCUUUAUCCAAACGAAUCAAGCUGGAGAAGGAGUUUGACCUCUCCACUCCUACAAUCCCCAACACUGAGAAUGUCUAUUCCCAGUGGUUGGCUGGCUAUGCUGCCUCUCGGCAGCUCAAGGACCCAUUUCUGAAUUUCGGGGAUUCCAGACAAUCGCCUUUCGCCUCGUCUUCAGAGCACUCCUCAGAGAACGGAAGCCUGCGAUUUUCAACGCCACCAGGGGACCUCGAUGGCGGCAUCUCGGGCCGCAGUGGGACUGGCAGUGGCGGCAGUACACCACAUCUCGGCGGUCCUGGUCGGCCCAGCUCAAAAGAUGGCCGACGCAGUGACACCUGUGAGUUCUGUGGUAAAAUAUUCAAAAACUGCAGCAACCUGACAGUGCAUCGGCGUAGCCACACGGGCGAAAGGCCUUAUAAAUGUGAGCUCUGUAAUUAUGCGUGCGCCCAGAGCAGCAAGCUAACACGGCACAUGAAAACACAUGGGCAAGUAGGCAAGGACGUUUACAAAUGUGAAAUCUGUCAGAUGCCUUUUAGUGUGUAUAGCACCCUUGAGAAACACAUGAAAAAAUGGCACAGUGACCGUGUAUUGAACAACGAAAUAAAAACUGAGUAGCGGUGGCGUGUGGAGGCUUACUUGCCUAUUAACAGCGAAUAAAACCUUACCCCAACCCCACCCUCACCCUUGUAGAUUUCCCUGUUUCGGUAGUCCAGUGGCGGCUAAGACAACGUGCUUGGCACCACCAGCACACCCUUCUCAUGUACCGUUGAAUGCAUGAUCUGUAUCGGGGCAAUACUAUUGCAUUGACGCAAACUUGGAGCCUUUCUCUUGUGCAAUAAUUUACAUGUUGUGUACUUUUUCUUUUUUAUUUCCCAUUUUCGAAAAUUUGACAGCAUGCAUAUGUUUUGACUAAUUUUACAAAUAAAUUGUCCCUAGUUGGUUAGUUGUUUAGUAAAUGUGUUGCUGUUUUAUUGUUCAUUAUUUUAAAUAUGUUUUUUUUUCUUUUGUUCUUUUUUAUUUUAUGAUCUAAGAAAAAGAAAAGACAAGAAGAAAACCAUGAUGCAUACAUUCUGUAAUACAUAUCAUGUACAGUUUUGUGUUGUAACAUGGAGGACUACAGUCUAUUGCUUAACCCUCUUUGGAUGGGCUGGGUAUCGCACUUAAACUAAUCUUUCAAAAAGAUGUUCUGUCCACAUAGGGUUGAAAUAUUCAUUGGCCCCUAUUAUGGAAUAAAACUAAUGACAGUCUUUGAAUUUCUUAAUAAAAGGAAGAAAAACAGUAGGAUUUGAUUUUCUACUAUCAUUUGGUAAAACAAACAAAAAGAGUGCCUUGGAAAUAUUGAAAUUGCAUUGGUUAAUCUUCUCAUCUGCUGUAAUUCUGGAGUCUCAGAUACAACAAAAGGAUUGAAUUGAUUGAAAAGGUUCUUGCAUCAAGUACCUGACUGAUACAGUCAACUGUGACUUUAGUAAGAAACAGUAAUAAUCAAAAAGCUAUGGAAAUUUCUAGUUAAUCAUUAUUGUGUUUUAUGUCCUGUGCAUGGCACAUGCAGUAUAUUGUGUGGGAUUCAGCCUUGUUUACUUAAUUGAAGGUACUUUACUCAGCGGUACUCAUUUUCAAUCCACAAACAUUCUCUGUGUUUGUUAAAGUCUUAUGUUCAGUAGCACAAAAUUUUGAUAAUUCUUUGAUGACCAGUGUUUGUGUGAACGUCCUUUGCGAAGGAAUACUUGAGGGCAUUUAGACCGAACUAAUGCAAUGAACAUUUGAGAAUUGGUUAUUAAGAAAACAUUCAAAUAUUUGCAGCUGUCAGUGAUGAUUAACUAUGAAUUGCCUACAGGUGUGAGUCUAAAUCUUAUUUCUUUAUUAUUGGCUAUGUCUGAGCUCUUAAAAAGAAGAAAGGAACCUGAAAGACCAAGCGAGAGAAAUAUAGAGGGAAAAACCAUACACAUAAUUUUUGUUUCUUUGUUUUAUAUUAAUUUCAUACAAAGCGUCGUAUAUGUUGACAUUCAAGGAGACUCUUUUUCAUUAUUGCAUUAUGACAUCAAUAAAUUUACACAUGUUUGGUGUUUAAACAGCGUCUGCCACUCUGUCCUUCUUUUGUAUUUGACAAGCUAAUUAGAGGUAUAGUGGUUGAGUAUAAAUAAAGAUUGCUUGCCUGUUGGACAACAAAGUGCACUGUUAAAGUUUCCCAGUUUACAGGUAUUCACGAGAGGGAAAACUUCCUAAAUAAAUAAACGUUGUCAUUAUUUGAUGUAAAGAAGCCAACCCCUCCUCUCAUCUCAUGAAGCCCAACUCUCAUAUAAUAUUAACGUGUCAAGGCCCAGUGCUUGUCAAAGUACGGACAAUUAAAACUUGCUGCUUUCACUGCAAGAACUUUUUUUUUUUGUACAAAUCUUUUUUUAAGUAUGAAAAUAAAAAUACAUUUUUUAAAAAGUAACAUUUCAUUAUCUUAGGGGAAACUGUAUUUAAGUUUGUUGCUUUUCUUUUUGGUGGUGUUCAAGACUUGAUCACAAUAUAUAUACAAUGGGGAAAUAAAUCUGUGAUUUUUUUUUUUCUUUGUUCUUGUUCUUUUUUCAUCUUGGCUCUUCACAGCUCUUCAGGUCAAAAACUUGCAUUGGGGAAAGGAUUAAGAUUAUAUAUAAAAUAUAUAAUAGAGAAAAUUAAAUAUAGGAAAAUGCACAUCAUGUCAGUUCCUAUGCUAAAACACAUUUAUGGUCUACUUUCUUCUGUAUUUCUAGAAUGGUAUUUGAAUUAAAUGUUCACCUAGUGUAGGUACUACAGUAUUUAUAUUGAGGCUUGUAUUUUUAACUGUUGCUUGUUCUCUCAAAAGGUAUUAUUGUACCUUUUUUGGUAGUGGAAAAAAACACAGCUGCCACGGUAUAUUUUUUUAAUUUGGCAGGAUAAUAUAGUGCGAAUUAUUUGUAUGUUUAAAAAAAGAAAAUGAAAAAAAAUCACAUUUAAAAAUGAAUAUGAAAAUAUGUGGCAUUGUACAAAGGAGGCCAUUCAAUGGUUUCUUCGAGGAGGCUUUUGAGAAUGUCCACACUAGCUAAAACAGGUGGUUGUACAUAUCUUUUGUUCUUCUUUUUUUUUUUUUUAUCUCCUCUGCUGCCAUUCUGUAUGCAGUACAGCAAGCUAAUGUUGGGUUGUUCUGUUGUGUGCUUCUCUGUCUGUUCACCUGUCUCACCUGAAUACAUUCCAACAUCUUAAAAAAGUUCUUCAAAAAAAUGCAGUAAAAUACCAGUAAAUAAACAAACAGAAAUCAUUCAAAUAAAUGAAUUAAAAUAAUGUUUUGCAGGUGUUUUUUUUUCAUUGCCAAAUAUUAAAUGGUGCUUUAUAUUUAGAUUGGGACAAAUUUAAUAUGCAAAGCAUAUUUAAAAAUAAAAUGGAACUAAAGGAGCAGCCCACUUAAGUUCAUACUCUUUUGUAAAUGACAAUGCGGAAUAUUUUGUUAUCAGCCUUUUCUAUUCCUGUUAUGAGAGCUGUUUGUUGUAACUUGAACUUGAACUUUAUCUUUUUCAAUGGGAGUCACUAUUUAUUAUUGCUUAAAUACUCUGUUCAAAACAGAGACAUAGAACGAAUCCUUUUUUUUUUUUUUUGUCCAUUUGUUUUCUUUUUUUUCUUUCUUUUUUAAAGAAAAGAAUGACCAAAGGUCAUUGAUAUUUUGUUGUUGUUGUUGUUUCUGGUCUUAUGUUAAGUUUUGUUGGAGAAACCUCUGUCUGUGUUUUCUGGCAGUUGUCUACAUUAUUCUGUUCACCAAACCAAUUUUGUCCCUUUAUUGAAAACAAUUAAUAAAAAAAUUAAAGUAUACGUUUGUGUGUGGCGGCAACGAUUUCUGUCUGCAUUUUUUUUUUUUAUCU
Molecule: messenger RNA, 6202 nt
Organism: Myxocyprinus asiaticus (Chinese sucker)
Lineage: Eukaryota; Metazoa; Chordata; Actinopteri; Cypriniformes; Catostomidae
Gene: bcl11aa
Product: BCL11 transcription factor A a
Exons: 3
Coding region: 516-2963 (815 amino acids)
Biological process (GO): regulation of transcription by RNA polymerase II; negative regulation of dendrite development
Cellular component (GO): nucleus
Molecular function (GO): RNA polymerase II cis-regulatory region sequence-specific DNA binding; DNA-binding transcription factor activity
Source: RefSeq, a predicted model, not a curated record